Molecule: messenger RNA, 1400 nt
Organism: Pygoscelis adeliae (Adelie penguin)
Lineage: Eukaryota; Metazoa; Chordata; Aves; Sphenisciformes; Spheniscidae
Exons: 11
Coding region: 1-1341 (446 amino acids)
Biological process (GO): mRNA 3'-end processing by stem-loop binding and cleavage; mRNA transport
Cellular component (GO): histone pre-mRNA 3'end processing complex; cytoplasm
Molecular function (GO): histone pre-mRNA stem-loop binding; mRNA binding
Source: RefSeq, a predicted model, not a curated record
AUGGGCUUCGUCCGCCCUUCCCCGCCUUCGGCCUCGUCCCCCUCGGAACCCGCGAGGGGGUCGCGGGGGGAGGCAGCUGCUGGCAGCUCGCCGCCCUACACCAGGAGGCGUCUCCCCCUCCAGCGGGCUGGCGCCGUCGCUGCGGGAGCCUCCUUGCCGGGGUUGCUUUGGUCUCCUCUGGCAGUGGGGCUCGGAGCCAAAGACGGGCCGCAGUCCCGGCCCAGGCAGAGGCGUGCGGGCUCGGGUGAAAUGCCUUCUGUGCAACAACCACACUGCUGGCAUCAAGAACAGGAAUGUAGAGGCUGGAAUGAUUCAGAUUCUUCGGUGUUUGAUGAAUAUCAAUGUAGACAUUUAGACCAAUGGCUGGAGAGCUCUUCAACACCAGAAGAUUCAAGACCUCUUUCUAGUUGCCCUGACUGGGAAGGUAGAAUUGAAGAAGGCAAAACAAUGAGGACAUCAAAUAAAAAAAAGACGAAUUCUGUUUCAAGUGAUUCUGCUAAUCCAGCUGAAAGGGAAACAGAUGAAGUGGUUCUGAGGAGAAGACAAAAACAGAUCAAUUUUGGAAAGAAUACCCUUGCAUAUGACAGAUACAUUAAAGAAGUUCCAAAGAAUCAGCGAAUACCAGGAGUUCAUCCUAGAACUCCCAACAAAUUUAAGAAGUACAGCCGUAGAUCCUGGGACCAGCAGAUCAGGCUAUGGAAGAUAGCACUGCAUGCCUGGGAUCCUCCUACUGAAGAAACCUGGGAUCUGCAGCCAGUUAGUACAGAACCCUCAGGCAGUUCUCAGGAAUGGUUCUGCAAAGAUCAGGAUGUUUCUGGCUCCCUUGUAUUUGAUGAAAAGCAGAAGAGAAAUGAGUGCGAAGAGGAAUGCAGACAGACUGACUACACACCGGAGAGUUCCUGUUCUCCUGAUUCUUCUCCAGUAUGGAAACGCAGAAAAAGAAACAAUUCUGACUCCUCUGUGGUUUCAAAGAGCAAAAACCAUUAUGUGCAUAUGUACCACGCUCUGGAAAGUCUUACUGAAUCAGGACCUCAGGAGGCUUUUUCAAAGAGCUCAGAGUGGGAAGCCUUUGGUGAAAAUGACGAAGUAAUGACAGUACAACGUGGUAUAGAAAUAACAAGUGACCCAAUUCCAGCCAGUUGUUCUUCAGGAUGGAACAAUCAGAAACAGAAAAAAAACAACUUCUUUCUGCCUGACAGCAAAACUUGCAGAGAUACAGACUGCAGGCUGGAGAGGCUUAAACUUUGUAGCAGUUUAUUGGAAGGACAUCAGUCAGAAUACCCUGAAAGGGGAUGGGGAAGUGCAAGUGCUGAAGAUAGAAUAAUGAGGAAAAAAACUUAAAAUACCAAGAAGUAUCGAAGAAGAAGGACUUUCUCCUGUGACAGAAAAUGAUUUGAAGA